Opisthorchis viverrini is the source of this 228-nucleotide messenger RNA. RefSeq lists its product as hypothetical. The record is from RefSeq and is a predicted model, not a curated record. The annotation marks the transcript as partial. NCBI's taxonomy places the organism in Eukaryota, Metazoa, Platyhelminthes, Trematoda, Opisthorchiida, Opisthorchiidae. The transcript has a single exon.
UGUAUGAACGAACUGGCUAAUCAUUAUGCUCCGAUACAUGCCAACGAGUUGGAGGCUACUGUCAGUUUGUGUUUCCGAUGUAUGGACGGAUCUAAUUACGCAGUGCGUUUGGAGGUCGCAAAGCUACUUGGAAACGUGUUGGCUCGGUCACAACAAUCUAUCCAUUCAACAUUCUCUGGACUUGGAUUAUCCGCCGCAGGUUUGAGCGGCUCUGCGUCCACCAGCACA